CCCCGCGCUCACCGUCGAUCCGCUGCUGUCAUUUAGGCGACGGUCGAAAAGCGUGCGAACGCAAAAACCUGCUGGAACCGGAGAAGUUGGGUGGCUUUACCAUGUUGACGUUGACACUGAGACAACUAAUCAGGCCGGCGUGCCGCGCUUCGGUCGGCGUCCGGUCCCAGCACUCAGCGGCCGCGGUCUCCGAUGACGAGCGCUCGUGGACGGGACAGGAGAGUCUGUCUCAAGAUGAUCCUGAGAUGUGGGAUCUCCUGCUGAAGGAGAAGGACAGACAGUGUCGAGGACUGGAGCUCAUCGCCUCCGAGAACUUUUGCAGUCGUGCAGCUCUCGAGGCUCAGGGUUCUUGUCUCAACAACAAAUACUCUGAAGGAUACCCAGGAAAAAGGUAUUACGGCGGGGCAGAGGUGGUUGAUCAGAUCGAGCUCUUGUGUCAGAAGAGAGCUCUGGAAGCGUUUGACCUUGACCCGUCUCUGUGGGGAGUCAAUGUCCAGCCAUACUCCGGCUCUCCGGCGAACUUCGCUGCUUACACUGCUGUCCUGAACCCUCAUGAGAGGAUCAUGGGCCUGGACCUACCAGACGGUGGACAUCUCACUCAUGGAUACAUGUCUGACGUCAGGCGUAUCUCGGCCACCUCUAUCUACUUCGAGUCCAUGCCGUACAAACUCAACCCUAAAUCUGGUCUGAUAGAUUAUGAUCAGAUGGAGUUGACGGCGAGACUCUUCCGACCCAAGCUCAUCAUCGCCGGCACCAGUGCUUACGCUCGCCUCAUCGACUACAGCCGCGUCAAGAAGCUCUGCUCCGAGCUCAAUGCGUAUCUGCUGGCAGACAUGGCUCACAUCAGCGGUCUGGUGGCAGGCAGAGCCAUUCCUUCGCCCUUCGAACACGCCGACAUCGUCACCACAACUACCCACAAAUCCCUGCGAGGAUCCAGGGCGGGGCUUAUCUUCUAUCGGAAGGGCGUUCGCUCGGUGGAUAAGAAGGGCAAAGAGGUCAUGUACGACCUGGAGGAGAAGGUCAACUUCUCGGUGUUCCCUUCGCUUCAAGGCGGUCCUCACAAUCACGCCAUCGCCGGCGUCGCUGUGGCUCUCAAACAGGCCAUGACGCCCAUGUUUCGUGAAUACAUCGCUCAGGUUCUGAAGAACUCGAAGGCCAUGGCCGAUGCUCUGCUGGAGAAGGGCUACACGCUGGUCUCUGGAGGAACUGAUAAUCAUCUGGUUCUGGUGGAUCUGAGGCCUCAGGGGAUGGAUGGAGCACGGGCCGAGAGAGUUCUGGAGCUGGUGUCCAUCACAGCAAACAAGAACACCUGCCCUGGAGACAAGAGCGCCCUGACCCCCGGAGGACUGAGACUCGGGUCCCCUGCUCUCACGUCUCGUCAGUUCAAGGAGUCUGACUUCCGGCAGGUGGUGGAUUUCAUCGAUCAGGGCAUCAAGAUCUCUCUGGACGUCAAGAAGAAGACCAAAAAGCUGUCAGAUUUCAAGAGUUUCCUGCUGGAGGACUCGGAGACGGCGUCUCGUCUCUCUGAUCUGCGGCGCCGCGUCGAAGCGUUCGCCCGUCCGUUCCCCAUGCCUGGGUUCCACGACCAUUAGAGCGGCGGAGCGUAACACUGUUCUGUUAGCUUUACGAUCAAUCACUACAUUAUUCAAUCAUUUCCUGGAACUAAACGUCUUAAAACGAGCAGUAGGGCAAAAAAAACCAAGAAAACCCAACAUUCUGGAUGCUUUGUGACAUUAGAAGCUAUUUUAUUUUUUUUAUUAUUUUUUUUUUUUUCAUUAUUGCAUUUUAUCGCAUCCAAAAUAAGUUUUUGUUACAUACUGUAUGUAUAUAUUCAAUAAAAAUAUGUUGGUUAUAUAUUAAAUAAAUAUAAUUAUAUAUAUUUUAAAUGCACAUACGUGCAAAUAUUUAAAAGGUGUAUACUGUAUGUGUUUAUAUAUUUAUAAUAUACACAGUACACACAUGUUAUGUAAACAAAAUCUGAACUUGGAUGUGAUUUAAUCGUGAUGGGUGUUCCUCUUCCAUUAGGAGUGAAGAUCAAACUAAUGAUGCUAAUGUUUACAAAAUGCGAUUCUCAUUUCAGUUUUUUCUACUUGAGUCUGAGUUCUUGUCCUCCGUCUCUGAUAAUGGAGGAGGUUUUGUAAAAGUACAGUAGUGUGUGUAAAGCCUGUAGCCGCUGGCCGUUUCCCAUCUGAAGUGAUUUCUGAGCGGCGGUUGUGAGAAAACGCACCGAUGUCGAUAAACACUUUGAGCCUCUUCUCCACGUUGCACACGUCUGCAAUCCUCCACCUUCAUCCCCGCCUGACAAAACGCUUUUUUAUCACAAAACCAUUCUUUUUAAAUGGACAGAUCUUUACAAAUGAUUUUCUAAAAACGUCUAAUCCCAAUAAAAUGGUGCCGUAGGAAAAUGCAA
Puntigrus tetrazona (Sumatra barb) is the source of this 2410-nucleotide messenger RNA. It is a transcript of the gene shmt2, whose product is annotated as serine hydroxymethyltransferase 2 (mitochondrial). Gene Ontology annotation, cellular component: mitochondrial inner membrane; cytosol; nucleus. The record is from RefSeq and is a predicted model, not a curated record. Gene Ontology annotation, biological process: regulation of oxidative phosphorylation; folic acid metabolic process; protein homotetramerization. The coding region runs from base 102 to 1592 and encodes 496 amino acids. Gene Ontology annotation, molecular function: pyridoxal phosphate binding; cobalt ion binding; serine binding. The transcript is spliced from 12 exons. NCBI's taxonomy places the organism in Eukaryota, Metazoa, Chordata, Actinopteri, Cypriniformes, Cyprinidae.